ACGAGCAGGGCUGCGCAAAACCCGCCAACAGCCGGGAGAAAUGCUUUAUUGAAAUCCAACUACCUCCACAACAGCUCCCCCUCUAGCUCCCGGUUGUGAGGACAGACUUUGCUGGGGGUAAGCCAGGAAGGGCAAGUCCCUUUCUUCAAAGAGACUGCAAUGAGCACCAGAAACUUUCUUAAGUGGAGGAAUUGGAUGGCAAGGCCAGAAGAUGCGUAAGGUAUGGAGGGUACACAAGGCAGGAAAAUUAAUGAGCUCCAUCUUUGGCAUGGAUUAGAGAAUUCCACUGUGAUGCUGGCAGGGCUUCUUCGGCAGCACCAGAACUUUAAAGAAACCCCACAUUUAGAGCUACGAGGAACAAAGAAAAUGGAUCACAUGUCUCCCAGGUUGAGAGCUUUUCUCUCUGAACCCAUUGGAGAAAAAGAUGUUGUCUGGGUAGACGGGAUCAGCCAUGAACUUGCAAUCAAUUUGGUCACCAAAGGUUUCAACAAGGCCUACACGCUGUUGGGACAGUUCCUUCUGAUGCACAAGAAUGAAGCUGAGUUUCAGAGGUGGCUCAUUUGUUGUUGUGGUGCCACAGAGUGUGAGGCUCAGGAGAGUUCUAACUGCCUGAAGGAGUGGUGCUCCUGCUUCCUAUAAAGACACCUCCUUGCUCUGCUGCCCGGGAAAUGACACGUUCUGUACCUAGACCCAGGCUCAGAGUCAUUAUUUUGUUUUUCAAGUUGAAUGAUACAUGAUUGUUAUAAAAAGUAAUUGAAGAAUAUAAAAAAGGACAAACACAAGAAUAAUGACCCAAAGUUCACCACCCGGAAGUGACUUUCAUUCCCCUUAAAUGAAUA
Messenger RNA from Pteronotus mesoamericanus, 839 nucleotides. It is a transcript of the gene BANF2, whose product is annotated as BANF family member 2. The coding region runs from base 223 to 639 and encodes 138 amino acids. The transcript is spliced from 4 exons. Lineage: Eukaryota; Metazoa; Chordata; Mammalia; Chiroptera; Mormoopidae. Gene Ontology annotation, molecular function: DNA binding. The record is from RefSeq and is a predicted model, not a curated record.